GUUGAAGCUCACCUGUGACAAAGCAGUGGAGAAGAUGGCUAUUGUCCUGUGGUAGCAGUCGGAGUCUUAUGCCCAACCUCGCUACUAAAAAUUAGAAGCCUGUUAAACAUCUUGGCGUGAUAGUCUUUUCACGGUCAUAGUUGGAGGUAGGUCAAAGCCGAUGUGAUGGUUGCUCCGAAGUUGCAAGAUCGUCAAGAGGAUGAUCUUCCUGACAAGGAUGUCGCUAAAGAAUUCUACGCGAAGUAUGAGCCAAAAGAGAUCCUGGGAAGGGGGAUAAGUAGUACAGUAAGACGAUGCAUCGACAAGGAGACUGGUGAGGAGUUUGCUGCAAAGAUAAUCGAUAUCAGCUCAGAUACUGAUGGGUCAGGGCCAACAAGUCUCUACCAGGCAACGAAAAGAGAAAUCGAAGUGCUGAAGAGAGUGGCUGGUCACCCCUAUAUCAUUGAGCUGCACGAUGUGUUUGAAUCGACAACAUUUAUUUUCCUAGUGCUGGAGCUGUGUCGGCAUGGGGAACUCUUCGACUACCUCACAAGUGUUGUUGCCCUUUCGGAAAAAAAAACAAAGAGUAUCAUGAAGCAACUUCUUGAAGCUGUCGAGUUCAUACACUCAAAAGGCAUUGUUCAUCGAGACCUAAAACCAGAAAACAUUCUCUUGGAUGAUGACUUAAAUGUGAAGGUCACUGACUUUGGUUUUGCUACUCAGCUAGCAGAAGGUGAAACUUUAACAGAACUCUGUGGUACACCUGGUUACUUGGCACCUGAGCUGCUGAAGGCAUCAAUGUAUGAAAGCUCGGAGGGCUAUGACAAGCAGGUUGACAUCUGGGCUUGUGGAGUCAUCAUGUACACGCUGCUGGUGGGCUUCCCACCAUUCUGGCACAGAAAGCAGAUGGUGAUGCUUCGCAACAUCAUGGAAGGAAAGUACGAGUUUUGUAGUCCAGAGUGGGAUGAUAUCACUGAAGCCCCUAAGGACCUGAUCAGUAAACUGCUGGUUGUUGAUCCGAAAAAACGCCUUACUGCCUCUCAAGCUUUGGAUCAUUGCUUCUUCAAGGCUGUUAAACGUGCAUCAGUUUUCGUCACCGAAGAUGUGGGAAUACAAAAGCGCACCUUCAAUGCAAAGAAAACUUUUCAGUUUGGAAUCCUUUGUGUCAGAGCACUGGUGCGCAUUCGAAGGCUACGAUACACACCUGAGCCACUCUCUCUGAACAUCGCACGGACCAACCCAUAUCGCAUCAAGACAUUGCGAAAGGUGAUUGAUGGCUGUGCCUUCAGAGUUUACUGCCACUGGGUCAAGAAAGGAGAAAUGCAGAACCGUGCUGCCCUGUUUGAGAAUCACCCCAAGAUUGAGCUGCGACAGAUGUAUGAAGAGACACAAGUGGCUGCCUGAGCAGGAUCCCAUUUGCUGGCGCAGCCCAUUGUCCAAGCUGCUACAAGUACCUCUCCAUGCAGUGCAGUUGUGUGUGCUACACUCUGGGCCACUGUACAUAAGUCAAUGCCUCUGGAAAGGAGAUUUGACAUUGCCCAGGAAGUAUUGCAACAGCUGUUGCCCCCUAUUCCUUUUGUUUUCAAGGAUGCUUCUAGGACAGUUUGCAAAUGUUGGUAUCAAUUGGUAACAAUCAGUCUGGUAGUGCAUGUUGCUUUGAAAGGCCAUUUCCCCGAGUGUAAAGGCUCAAUUUUCUUGUGCAAGAUUAUGCACGAAAUGAGCUGUCCCACACGUCUGAACUAUCCAAUGUGGAGGGUGUACUAGGUAGGUUUUGGCACAGAAUGAAUCUGCACUCUUAUCAGUUGCUAAAAAAUAAAUGCUUUGGGAGCAUUUCCCUUUGGCAGAAAUAUUAAAAAAUGAGUCGGUAGCUAUAAUGUCACAAUUCAAAGAAUCUCGGGACUUAUUUUCCAUCAGUGACUUUCACCUCUGUGGAUAGAUACCUUCAGCUUAGUAUCCUAGCACCAGAAGGGCAUGUUUUGGAAAUUGCAUAAACAUCCUGCAUUAAAAUUCCAUUGACUGUUACAAUAACAAUUCUGUUGUCACUAACCUUGCGCUUGGCCAUACAAAGACAAAAUAUCUGGCAGGUCCCAGCAUGACACUAUUUUUUACCUGUGUGCAAUAUGGCCUAAGUAGACUAAGGGCAUUGUGAAAGGAUUUAUUUUGGCAUGUGUAUGGAGGACAUGGAAAGUGAACCAAAACUGUGCAGGCUUUCUUACAUUUGAGAGGCCUGUGUUUCGGAAUGUUCACAAGAUAUCUACACUGGAUAUGCAGCUCCUUUAAUGUGUGUUCGAAAGCAGACUGAAUAAAUAUGUGUUAAUGCAGUCUGG
Messenger RNA from Dermacentor silvarum, 2306 nucleotides. RefSeq names its product phosphorylase b kinase gamma catalytic chain, liver/testis isoform (gene PhKgamma). The transcript has 15 exons. Lineage: Eukaryota; Metazoa; Arthropoda; Arachnida; Ixodida; Ixodidae. The coding region runs from base 166 to 1383 and encodes 405 amino acids. The record is from RefSeq and is a predicted model, not a curated record. Gene Ontology annotation, molecular function: calmodulin binding; ATP binding; phosphorylase kinase activity. Gene Ontology annotation, biological process: glycogen biosynthetic process; protein phosphorylation. Gene Ontology annotation, cellular component: phosphorylase kinase complex.